Theileria orientalis strain Shintoku is the source of this 1101-nucleotide messenger RNA. Its product is annotated as developmentally regulated GTP-binding protein 1. Gene Ontology annotation, cellular component: cytoplasm. The record is from RefSeq and is a predicted model, not a curated record. Gene Ontology annotation, biological process: cytoplasmic translation. The transcript has 4 exons. Lineage: Eukaryota; Apicomplexa; Aconoidasida; Piroplasmida; Theileriidae. Gene Ontology annotation, molecular function: GTPase activity; GTP binding. The coding region runs from base 1 to 1101 and encodes 366 amino acids.
AUGUCGAUUUAUCAGAAGAUAGCUGAUAUUGAGGCCGAAAUGGCCAGAACCCAGAAGAACAAAGCCACUAACUUUCACUUGGGUUUGCUCAAGGCCAAGUUAUCUAAACUAAGAGCCCAGCUUAUAGAAGGAGGUGGAAGCAAGGGUGGCGGAGCUGGAGAAGGUUUCGAUGUUUCGAAAACCGGAGAUGCUCGUGUUGGACUGGUCGGAUUCCCCUCUGUAGGAAAGUCCACACUUCUAAAUAAGCUUACCGGCACCUUUUCUGAGGUCGCCGAUUACGAAUUCACAACUCUCACGUGCGUUCCCGGCGUGAUAAAGUACAAGGGCUCAAAGAUCCAACUGCUGGAUCUCCCGGGAAUCAUUGAGGGAGCCAAGGACGGAAAGGGUCGAGGAAAACAAGUUAUUGCUGUUGCGAGAACUUGCACUCUGAUCCUGGUCGUGCUGGAUUCUUCCAAGUCAAUGCAUCAUAAGAAGCUGUUAGAAAAGGAAAUGGAAGGCUUUGGCAUUAGGCUAAACAGGUCGCCUCCUAACAUAACCUUCACCAGAAAGGAUAAAGGCGGCGUUUCAAUCACACACACCGUCCCUUUGACCAACAUUGACGAGGAUAUGAUUAAGUCUAUCUGCCACGAGUAUCGCAUAAGCAACGCCUCCUUUGUUAUCAGGUGUGAUCCCACUGUGGAUGACAUCAUUGACGUGAUCGAGGGAAAUCGGAUUUACAUCCCCUGUUUGUACGUAAUGAACAAAAUCGAUCAAAUAACGAUCCCAGAACUGGAUAUACUCUCUCAAGUUCCACAUUACGUUCCAAUAUCGGCACAUCACGAGUGGAAUCUGGACACUUUGCUGGAAAUGAUUUGGAAGUACUUGGACUUGAUAAGGAUAUACACUAAGCCGAGGGGGAAGAUUCCGGACUACGAGGCGCCCGUGAUUCUGAAGCGAAGCAACUCGCGCGUCGAGGACUUCUGCGUGAGGAUUCACAAGUCGCUGCUCUCGCAGUUCAAGUACGCCCUCGUUUGGGGCAAGUCGGCCAAACACAACCCGCAGAAGGUCGGCAAGGACCACUUUCUGGCCGACCAGGACAUUGUCCAAAUAGUGAAGAAGUAG